CUCCCUCUUAACCCCGCAGUCCUGUCCCGCUUCGAGCACCGCUUGCAUGCGUUAUAAACUGCCAGAUACGCCACACAUACACAAGAAUGUCUUCGACAACAACGACCGCCCCUGAAACACACAUCGCCCUCGUCGGCGCCGGCACAAUCGGCCUCUCCUUCGUCGCCCUACACCUCCAGUCGCUCCCCCCAACAUCCCUCACCAUAAUCGACACCCGCCCGGACCUCCCAGCGCACGUCUCACGCACCCUCAAGACCACCCUGCCCCCCGCCCAACAUGCCCUCAUCCCCUCCCUCAUCCUCACCCCCGACAUCACCGCCGUCCGCAACGCGUCCAUAGUCCAAGAAUCCGGGCCCGAAAACCUGCCCUUCAAAACCGCCCUCUGGGCACAAGUAGAGCAACAUGCUCCAUCCUCGGCCCUGCUGUGGAGCAGCACAAGCGGGAUCCCGGCGUCCGCACAGGCAGCGCACAUGCGCGACCGCACUCGGCUGUGCGUCGUGCAUCCGUAUAAUCCGCCGGCGGUGAUGCCGCUGUUGGAGGUGUGUCCGAGCGCGGACACAUCGGCGGAUGUGGUUGGGCGGACGAUGGCGUUCUGGCGUGCGCGUGGCCGGGCGCCGGUGCUGGUGCGCAGGGAGGUGCCUGGGUUUGUGGCGAAUCGGCUUGCGUUUGCGCUGUUGCGCGAGGCGGUGUAUCUGGUUGAGCAAGGCGUGGUGUCGUUGGAGGAUGUGGAUCGGGUCGUUGAGGGGAGCAUGGGCCCGCGGUGGGCAGUGGCUGGGCCGUUCAAGAGCUAUCAUGCUGGGGGAGGAGAGGGUGGAUUGGAGGGGUUCUUUAAAAAUAUUGGAGGGACGGUCCAGAGUUGUUGGGAUGAUGCUGGGAGUGUGAAUGUUGGGGAGAGGUGGGAGGAGAAGGUAUUUCAGGAGGCGGAACAGGCGUAUGGGAGGGUUGACACGGCGGAAAGGGACCAGAUCACGAGAGCUGUACUGGAAGCUGUGAGGCGAGGUAAGGAAGGGAAGAACGCAUGAAAUGAAGUGUAGAGUUCGAACAUCAUCGCGAUUAAUAGACCGUGCUUC
Molecule: messenger RNA, 1070 nt
Organism: Pseudovirgaria hyperparasitica
Lineage: Eukaryota; Fungi; Ascomycota; Dothideomycetes; Acrospermales; Acrospermaceae
Exons: 1
Coding region: 87-1022 (311 amino acids)
Biological process (GO): fatty acid metabolic process
Molecular function (GO): NAD+ binding; oxidoreductase activity, acting on the CH-OH group of donors, NAD or NADP as acceptor
Source: RefSeq, a predicted model, not a curated record